CCAGAGGUUGGGUAGUUGAAGAGUCCACACGAUAGACAUACAUAUAUUUUGUGUGUGCGUGUCUGUGUUUCUAUGUGUCUGUCCAUGCCUGAAUGCUCAUGGGGUGUCGUGUGUGCUCUCAGACACGUACAAGUGCUCUACGCUAAUGUCUUGACUCCUCAGUACCCCCCUGCCCUCCCUCUCUGUCUCUGCCGUCCUCCAGCCGUGUCUCCCACCCUCCUGGCACACACAGACACAGCCCGCAGAGUCACAACCCCAUGUGUCACACAGAGCCACCGGUGGCUGUGCCCACCGCCCAUCAUUCGAUCAAUCACCUUUGCAGCGGCUAUCAGGUUGUCCAGUGUGAACCAGCUGGGAGGCCCACCGGCCAGCGGCCUCUCAACAGGCUUCUGUGAGGCGUCAUAGCUGUAGAAGGCGAGAUUCGCCAGGCGGAAGCUGCGCCAGAGUGGCGAAGGGUUGUAUAGGAACAGCCGCAGCCGCAGCGUGCCACACGGAUGGAGAGGCGACAUCUGACACCGACACACACUCACGGAUAUGGGACAUAAGAAAUCAGGCCGACGCGAGAAAGCUGGCCGAUGGAUCACCUGGGGUUUGUAUAUGGCGUGCCAGGCGAAGGCAUCUUCCUCGAAGUGGGCCGAGCGCAUCAGAGCAUGCCUCCGCAGGACCGUCGUGAACCGCGGCGAUGGCGGAUCUGACAUAUGGGGAGGAUGAGUCGGUUUGCCGUCGGCAUAUGGCUCGGGGAUGGCCUGUUGGAUGGUGAGAUGGGCCGUGUGUGAUGAGUUCUGGAAGACAAUGCAGUGGAGGGCGUGUGCCGGGGCGUCGAUGAUGAUGUCCAGGUAGAUCUCGCACGGGCGUCUGCUGGAAGAGUGCUGCAGGUCGCUCGUCUUGUGCGGCAGCUCCACCCACAUCCAAUGCGAGGUUCCACGCGAG
Vitrella brassicaformis is the source of this 930-nucleotide messenger RNA. Lineage: Eukaryota; Vitrellaceae. The record is from the annotation of a GenBank genome assembly.